Messenger RNA from Gastrolobium bilobum, 1698 nucleotides. Its product is annotated as glycosyltransferase family 92 protein RCOM_0530710. NCBI's taxonomy places the organism in Eukaryota, Viridiplantae, Streptophyta, Magnoliopsida, Fabales, Fabaceae. The transcript has a single exon. The record is from RefSeq and is a predicted model, not a curated record. The coding region runs from base 1 to 1698 and encodes 565 amino acids.
AUGAGAGAUCGUAGGAAACGAAACGGCGUCGUUGCAUGGAGCACGUUCUUCUGGUGCACCCUCCUCAUUGUCUUCUCUUCCGUCCUCUUCACCACCCUCACCUUCUCCUCCCUUCGUCCCUUCUCCUUUCACCCAAACGCCGUCUACAAAUGGAGAAAUCCGGCCAUGGAAGCAAAAUCCGGCUACUCUCCGGCAACAAUCGCCGUCAGGGAAACAGUUAUGCUUCCGGAUCAGGCUCUCAUUUUCCUCAAUUACCCUCCGUCUUUUCGCUUUUAUACCAAACGUGACCUCCACUGCGUUUAUUUCAGCGCUGACUCGUCCAGGCCUCAGCUCACUGAGCCGCCGAUUCAAGUCCACCCUGCUCGGCUCCACGAACAGAUCGUACGGUGCUCGCUCCCUCCACGUGGCUACAAUGUAUCGCUUCAAAUUAGUUCAAACGGUGCCGUUCAGGCAAGAGACUCAUCAAUCCACAACUGGGACCCACUGGUCUACGAAGCACUCUUCGACCGCGACAACACCACCAUCGUGUUUGUGAAGGGCCUCAAUCUCCGUCCCGAGAGACUCGCUGAACCGUCUAGAUUCCAAUGCGUGUACGGCUGGGAUUUCACUAAGCCAAAGUUCUUGUGGAAAACCGACGUCGUAUCCGUUGCCCAAGAGAUUGUACGAUGCAGAACCCCCAUGGGCAUUUUAACCGACCAAGGCCAAGGCCAAGCCCAUUUUGUUAAAGUCUCUGUUCAAGUAGAAGGGAAGGGAAUAUUUCCCUCUAUAGCCAGGCCCGGGCUUCGUUCACACAACCCAACAAACAAAAAAGCCCACGAGAUUUGUGUGUGCACCAUGCUUCGCAACCAGGCCCGGUUCAUAAAAGAGUGGGUGAUGUACCACACAAGAAUCGGAGUCCAACGCUGGUACAUCUACGACAACAAUAGCGAUGACGACAUAGAUAAUGUGAUUGAGUUCCUGCAAAAUGCUGGAUACAACAUCACGCAGCACCUGUGGCCCUGGGUCAAGACCCAAGAGGCUGGGUUUGCCCAUUGUGCCCUACGGGCCCGGGCCUCAUGCGAGUGGGUUGGGUUUUUUGACGUGGACGAGUUUUUCAACAUUAAAAUAAAAGGGGGCUUGCAUCAUGUGAUCUGGCACCAUGCCAGGCCCGGAAGCAACGUGGGUGAGAUAAGGACACCAUGCUACAGUUUUGGGCCUUCGGGCUUGAAAGAUGUGCCGCGACAAGGAGUGAUGGUGGGGUACACGUGUCGGCUGGUGGCACGUGAGAGGCACAAGAGCAUAGUAAGACCUGAGGCAUUAAAUCAAAGCCUGAUCAACGUGGUGCACCAUUUUCAUUUAAGUGCACCAUUUGUGGCCGUUGAUGUGGAUUAUGGUGUGAUGGUGAUUAACCACUAUAAGUACCAGGUGUGGAAAGUGUUUAAGGAGAAAUUCUAUAGGAGAGUUGCGACUUACGUGGCGGAUUGGCAGGAAGAGCAAAAUGUGGGGUCCAAGGAUAGAGUGCCCGGUUUGGGGACCAAAGCGGUCGAACCGGCUGAUUGGUCAAACCGGUUUUGUGAGGUUAGGGAUAUGGGUUUGAGGAACCGGGUGUUGAGGAACUUUGUGGACCGGCGAACCCGUCUUUUGCCGUGGCAACCCGAGUUUGAGCAUCAUAUUAAAAAGAGGCGAAGACGAAAAGAGAAAAGGCCUCUUAUGAUAUGA